Molecule: messenger RNA, 727 nt
Organism: Bombina bombina (fire-bellied toad)
Lineage: Eukaryota; Metazoa; Chordata; Amphibia; Anura; Bombinatoridae
Product: arf-GAP with coiled-coil, ANK repeat and PH domain-containing protein 3-like
Exons: 5
Coding region: 356-727 (123 amino acids)
Cellular component (GO): cytoplasm
Molecular function (GO): protein binding; GTPase activator activity
Source: RefSeq, a predicted model, not a curated record
GCUGCCUUGUGUUAGCCGGCAGUAGGAGUCACGCUUCGAGCCCAAGGAGGGAUCAUACGUUCGGGCUGAAGGAGUAAGGAUCUCCCGGUGCUAUAAUACGCACAGCAGGGUCAGGAGUGCUCGGCGACCAUUGGAUAUAAGUAAACCCCGGAGCUCGGAUUUCCCUAUGCAAGGCUUAGGCUUUAUUUCCAGGACUGGUCCCCAGCGCAUCCUGGAGUAGCGCUCUCUGCACUGAAAGGAUCACUGGGGUCUCCCCAAUACCCGGAUACAGAUCCUCACCUCUUUACCUUUAGGCUCGAGGGAAGCUCCCUGUAUUACUGUUUGCGAUGCACUGAGGACGGGGAGAGCCGCAAACAUGACGGUGGAUUUUGAAGAAUGCAUCAAGGACUCUCCCCGAUUUCGGGCAGCAAUCGAUGAGGUGGAAACAGAUGUGGUGGAAAUUGAAGCCAAACUUGACAAGUUGGUAAAACUAUGUAGUGGGAUGCUAGAAGCUGGCAAAACCUACCUUACAACUAAUAAGCACUUUGUAAGCGGCAUCCGAGACCUGUCUCAGCAGUGUAAGAAGGAUGAAAUGAUCAAGGAAUGUCUGGAUAAAUUUGGGGACAGCCUGCAAGAAAUGGUUAACUACCAUAUGGUUGUUACCUGUUCUACAGUAUGGAUUUACUGCAGCAAUAUAUUGGACAAUCUUAUGUCAAUGUCUACAAUGGUUAUAGGCUACAUAAAUUGA